GACUGAUCGCUACCGUAGUGAGACACUAGGAUUGCAGACACAACUUGUAAUGGAGUAUGCCUCCUUCGAGGACACUCAACAAAUUGCACAGACUUACGGCUUCAUGUAAUUACCCAGUAGCCAUUAAUGUUGAAAAAAGAGAUGCUUCUUUUGCUUUUCCAAGAGCAUAUGAUUCUUGAAAAAGAAGCUCCCUCAGGCUCAGCACCCAAAGGAUAAUAUCACCCACUUGCAAAGGAUAAUAUGAAUAUGUCAUAUGAUGACAUCGCUGUUUCUAUUCAAUACAAUGAUCAUGAUGACCUUCACACGAUUUUAUCUAUCGAAGAAACAAGUAGAAGAUGCGAAUAAUAAGUUAUAUAAUUUGAAAAAAGUCCUCUAAGAGACCAAACGAUUGAAAGUUAUAGCAAACGAGACGCAUGCUAAGGCCCUUGCGUCAGCGCAGCAGGCGAC
This is a messenger RNA of Amoebophrya sp. A25, 447 nucleotides long. NCBI's taxonomy places the organism in Eukaryota, Dinophyceae, Syndiniales, Amoebophryaceae. The record is from the annotation of a GenBank genome assembly.